GCUGCUCGCGCAUUACUCACAGCGUGGGCGUUGACAAUUGGGCGGUAUGGCAAAGUGAGCAGUUACAAUUCGGGGCAGAGGAGAUCCUUGUUUUUCGUGUCAGUUCAACUGCAAAUUAAAGUUUCCGAAUCUCUCAUAUUACCUAUUUGGUGACUGAUAUAUACUAAAAGGAAGUUUUGAAAGGGUGUACUUUGGCCUGUAACUACCAUGAUUUCAAAAGCAAUUAUCGCGUUGGCGUUGCUUGGACUGUACCCAUCUGCUGCUACAUCAUUCAAUGGAAGUAUCAGGACUUUUUCUGGAUUUUUCCGGAUGGUGACCGAUGAGCCGAUUGACUACUUUGAUGUGCAGGAAGGUAGCGGAUCCGGGUUCAGCCCGGAUUCCACGAAAGACCACAAGCCACCAGGAGUUAAGCACUAUUACGUCUCUAAAGAGGCCUCCGCAUAUCUGACCGGCUCUCUGGUGACCGCAUUCAUCCCCACAGUGUACAUCCUGAUCUUUAUCAUCAGCGUGCCGCUCAAUGGCGCAGCGUUAUUCAUGUUCGUAAAUAAGAUAAGGCCCAAAAAACCGGCGGCGAUCUACAUGCUAAAUCUGGCUGUGGCCGACCUGCUGUUCGUGCUGUUGCUCCCCUUCAGGAUAUCUUACCACUUAAAUGGCAGCGACUGGGUGUUUGGGUCGGGGAUGUGCCGUGUGGUCACCUCCGCAUUCUACUGCAACAUGUACUGCUCCAUCCUCCUCAUGAUGUGCAUCAGUGUGGACCGCUACCUGGCCGUGGUCUACCCCAUCCAGUCGCUGAGCUGGCGCAGCUCGCAGAGUGCGGUGGCGGUCUGCGGGGCCAUGUGGAUGCUCGCGGUCGCCGGGGUGACGCCCAUCCUCCUGUCCGAGCAGCUCAUCCACUUGCCCGACCUGGGCAUCUCCACCUGCCACGACGUGCUGGACAUCAGCCAGCUGCGGGGCUACUACCUCUACUUCUUCCCCAUCUUCUGCUCCAUCUUUUUCUUCAUCCCCCUCGUCUUCACCACCGUCUGCUACCUGCGCAUCAUCCAGGCCCUCAGAGCCGUCAGCACCGUCAACCCCUCCAAGAAGACGCGUGCCGUCGCCAUGGCGAUCGUGGUGUUGGCCGUCUUCGUGGUGUGCUUCACGCCGACCAACGUCAUCCUGAUGGCGCACUAUGUUCAGUUCGCGCACAAGCACAGCGACGCAUCCUACGUCGCGUACCUGCUGUCCAUGUGCAUCGGUGCCGUGAGCUGCUGUCUCGAUCCGCUCCUCUACUAUUUCGGCUCGUCCCAGUGCCAGAAGCAGGUGGCCGGGAUCCUGCGGUGUCGGGCCGUCCCGCAGAUGGAGCGGAGCACGCAGUCGGGCAGUACCCGGACAAGCAAGAUGGAGUCUUUCCAGAGUGAAAUGGGGAGCCAGUACAAAAAACUGGUGGCCUGAUCGCGAUGAGACUCUCAUUGACUAAUUUUUCUUUUUUUAACUGCGUCCCAGACCUGAAUCUGAAGUAUGGAACUUAUUCAAUGCUUUGUAUCAGCUCUGUUCUUAGACUAUGAGUUUACAUUGCAACGCUAGCAUGUUAGAUUCUCUGUCAUCGCUAUGGGACAGUGUCACUCCAUUUGCAUUUACUUUUAUAGCUUCUAGUUCGAUGAACAGCCUACAUAGGGUGGCCUGGGUGAGACAGGAGUGCCAUUUUAAUAUGCUGGCUAAAUGCUAGGCCUAUUAGACUGCUGUUAUGUAAAACUACUCAGUCACAAUACGUGAUGCACAAUAGCCUACAUAAUGAAGGAUUGCCAUGUUUUGCUUAUUAUAUAAGAGUAGUUAGUAUGUAUAUUAUCAGUGUUAUUUUUGGGUCUGGUUACCCUCAAUAUUUUGUAUUCUCACAUUUACUUGCCAGUAUUAAUCAUGGAUUUAAAAUAGUGCUUUUAAAUACAAAAUAUAUAGGCUAGGCUGGCCUGCUUAACUAAUUCUGUAACAACCUUGGUUGUUAGCUGAAUAUUUCAUUUUCAGUCAGUGUUGGCCUGUUAUAAGCAUUAUUUGGUUUCACUACAAGUUACAAAUAUGAAUAUCUCAUGUCAUCUGUUGUUUAGCUUAUGGCCAGCUUGCUUACAAUAUUAAAAUGCAAUGUUCAAUCAUUCUGUGAAAAUUGAAAAUAAUUUCUACUACUUAUGUGGUAUAAGAUUAUGUAAUAGUUCUAACUUUGAAAUAAAUUUUUAAAAGAUU
Anguilla rostrata (American eel) is the source of this 2211-nucleotide messenger RNA. RefSeq names its product coagulation factor II (thrombin) receptor (gene f2r). The transcript is spliced from 2 exons. The record is from RefSeq and is a predicted model, not a curated record. Gene Ontology annotation, cellular component: plasma membrane. Gene Ontology annotation, biological process: positive regulation of Rho protein signal transduction; blood coagulation; thrombin-activated receptor signaling pathway. NCBI's taxonomy places the organism in Eukaryota, Metazoa, Chordata, Actinopteri, Anguilliformes, Anguillidae. The coding region runs from base 208 to 1431 and encodes 407 amino acids. Gene Ontology annotation, molecular function: thrombin-activated receptor activity.